Messenger RNA from Rhodotorula graminis WP1, 694 nucleotides. RefSeq lists its product as uncharacterized. The record is from RefSeq and is a predicted model, not a curated record. Bases 18 to 557 code for a protein of 179 amino acids. Gene Ontology annotation, molecular function: protein binding. The transcript is spliced from 4 exons. Lineage: Eukaryota; Fungi; Basidiomycota; Microbotryomycetes; Sporidiobolales; Sporidiobolaceae.
GGUCCGAGCACUCGUCCAUGAUCACGAGCAUCUCGACGAUCGAGCACCAGGACUGGGUCGUCUCGGGCGGCAAGGACAAACGCGUGUUCGCGUACGACCUCGACCGCAUGGCGUCGACCUGGCAGGCGCUCCUCCACAGCCCGGUCAUGACCGUCUCGCAGGUCCCGUUCGACCCGCACCUCAUCCUCGCUCGCGUCGCCGCUCCCUCGAACCAGUUCACCGUGUUCGACAUCCGCUCGAGCACCAAGGCGGUCCUCAGUUUUGGCUAUGACCUCGCACCCCACACGUCAUCGACAGGUGCGCUGUCACCGACGACCAUGGGCCGGUACUACCGCGGCGACCACUGCGACAAGGUCUACGCAUUCCCUGAUUACGAAAACGGCGUCAAGCUGUGGGACCUGCGCAACGUCCGCACGACGCUCUCGAACCGCGACCUCAAGAAGCAGCACCUGAACGGCCUCGCCCGGAGCAAGGUCGUCCAGACCAUGUUUCGCGGCCGGGGCGAGCUCGACCUGCUCGAGAUGGCUCACUUCUCGAGGCUGUCGAUCCGCGGUUGAGCGUUCAGGCGGUCGUCGUCGAUGCCGACUCGAGGUGGACGAGGGCCACGUCGGCGGGCGCGGCCAGAGCGAGUUGCGCAGCAGCGCGUCUCUUCCUUACUUUCCUUUUGCAUUGCAUCUUGUGCCCUUCCCUGUCA